CCGCGCAUCUUUAUUUCUUUUAAUUACAGUGUAGUUGAUGGUGUAUAAGCAACGCAUAAACAAGCUCGUUUUUGCAUGAAGCAGUGGGCCUAAUACAGCUGAUAAUAGACAAAACAUUAUUGUAAACAUUUUCUACAAACAAAUCAACAACGGCCCUGCAGCAUUCUUUUUGCACAGGAUGGCACAUCGGUGCAGCGGUUUCUUUCGCGACCGUGUUCCAAAAAUAUAAAGCGGCUGACAUUGUUAACUAAUGACCAUAUGGCCACGGGGAGAGACACGAUAACAUUUUUGCCAAGGUUUGUGGAUAUGUGACAAAGCCGUGUGAAAUAUUUGCGUGCUGGUCCACGACAUGCCCCGCCGCACUCACGUUGACAGUUUUCUGCAAAGUGGCAUUUUCUUGGAAAGCAUAACACAGGCUUGUUCAACAGCCUGCACAAAAUGUCUCUUUGUCUCACCCUUUGGAAAUAACAGUAACUCAACACUCAACAGACACACAAACGCAUUGCAUACGACAUUUCGAAGGCACGUGUGUGGGUUUUCUUAUUCGCUCAAUAUCGAUAAAGCCCACUGGAUUGCUUUUUGAAUGUCAGUUAAUUUUCCUGAUAUGAGUAUUUAAUUCAUUAGCAGUUUUGAUCUCCCGACCGUUUUUUUGUUUUUUGUUUUUUAAUAAUGCCAAAAUAAUAUUUUUAAACUUUUCAUGCCAAAAUGUCUGAAAUGAAGUUUCAUGAUUUGCAGCAUGUUUCCUGGAGAUGCUAUUUACAUUUUUGGAUAUAUAGGAAUUUUCUCCCAAUUGCUUAAUAUGCCUUUUCCAUGAAAACUAACAAAAGUGCAUCUUCGUGUCUUCAGAGUUCCUUCAUUGCUGCUUUUACAAAUGGUCCUUGUAUUUCACCAAAGCUGUCUUUACCGUUAUGCCACUAGAGAGAACCUUGUUAUGUUGUUGCAAUACACCAGAGAAAUCUGUGAGCAGAAGUGCCAGUACGAGGAAGCCAUUUUGCGUUCACACAAUAGAAAAAAAAGAUAAACAAAUUGUGUUGUUUCCCAGGUACAAAUGAAUAUGUAUGAAUCUGUGAACGUGUCGGAACUCUUGCGUGUCUUUUUUGUUAUGAUGUUUGUAUAAAGACAAGAUUAUCAUGGGUUCAAUCUGUCGUUAGGAUUAUUUAUGAACCUGUAUUUGCAGAGUUUGAAGGGCAACACGUAACGUGUGCAACUCACACGAUUUUUGUGAAACCUUUAAUGCUGGUAUAAAAAAAUGCUAAAUUACAAAUUGAUUUUACCUGUCUUUAUCAUUAUUGAUCAACACAUUAUAUAUAUAUAGAUGGAUGGACGGAUGGAUGGAUAGAUUUUGUUCGCUUCAGGACGCAUUUGUUUUGGCGCUCGCGAUUGGCCCGGUUGACGUCACGUGACAGGACGCACGGCUUUUGUUCGCGUCAGGACGCAUUUGUUUUGGCGCUCGCGAAUGGCCGAGUGUACGUCACGUGACAGCGUCGCUCCAGCCAAUCAUCUCGCAGCCAGCGUGUUUAUCAAGCAACCGCUUGCUUGUUUUUGCCUCAGCUCGGCUGUGGCAGUUUCGUCGUGCUUCGUGUUUGUCAUCUCCGCCGUCCAGCUACCGCAAAGCUAUCGUUGUCUGUAGAAUAUGUUGAAAGACGGAGUCCUCACAAAUGUGCCUUUCGGAUGGGCCGCGGGUGGAAACUUGACUAUAUUGUGCCCCAACGGGUCUAAAUGGGUGUGGGAAGGUCUGGGAGAAUGCGCCCAGGAUGCAAGAGACAUGGCCAGCGUCUACCUGGGCCUGCUGUCCAUCCUCUGCUUCAUGAUGUCCUCCCUGCCGCAGUACUACAGCUCGUGCAAAACCGGGAACAUGGACAGCGCGCUGUCCAUUUGGUUUCUGCUGCUGUGGUUGGGAGGCGACAGCUGCAAUCUGGUGGGCUCCUUUUUGGCAGACCAGCUUCCGCUUCAGACCUACACUGCAGUUUAUUAUGUUUUGGCAGACUUGUUGAUGUUGGCCAUGUAUUUAUACUACAAGAUGAAGAACAGAAUGGGUGAACGCAGGAGUGUUUUGUACGCGGUGGGCGUGGCCUUCGUCCUGGGCUUCGCCGCAAACUUCGCCGACCCGCCGGGGCGGGUCGCCACCCGGCACGAAGCAGUGCCCUCCGCCAGCAGGGGACGUGCGCUGCUCUCAACCGCAGAUGUUGCCGCGUCUUUUACCCCCAAAGAGAUCAUCGGCUUCUCCAUUGGCUCGAUAUCGUCAGUGCUCUAUCUGUUUUCCAGACUUCCUCAGAUACGCACUAAUUUCAAGAGGAAGUCGACUAAAGGGGUGUCUUUCUUCCUGUUUGCUCUGGUCAUCCUGGGAAACAUGAUGUAUGGCCUGAGCGUGCUGCUAAAGAACCCUGACCAGGGUCAGGGCGAGAACAGCUACGUGAUCCAUCACCUGCCCUGGCUCGUCGGAAGCCUCGGAACGCUCGUCUUGGACCUCUUCAUCACCAUCCAGUUCAUUAGCUACCGCAAAGCUGCGGACGGUCUGAACGCCAGCAUCUCGGAGACGGCGCCGCUGGUGGGGAGCUAGAACCUUCCCCCGAAUCGCUCCUCUGCUAUUGAACGCUUACCAAAAAUCACUCAAUCAGGAUAAACGCAUUUCUGUUUUAAAAAUGUAUAGUUGUAUUUAUUUCACUCCUUUCUUUCAGGUAAACAUUGUAUGAAAUAGCGCGGAGAGGCGAUGCAUAUUUCUGGUGCGGCUUCAGCUCCAGUGGUGACGUUGCGUCUUAGUUUUAAAGGCAAUGCCGAAGAAUUCUCUUUUCGACGCCUCCGAUUUUUCUCUCGAACGAGUUGCCAAACGCUUUGUUUGUUUAAAGUACAACUGUCACUUGAGUCUGUUUUUUUUCUGCUCAUAAAUGUACAAAUUACAGGACUACGUUUUUAUGUAGUCCUGUAAUCUGAAAAAAAAAAAAAUGGUGCUUUUGUUUUUGUGUAUUGUAAACGUUUUAAUUUCAGUUUCAUUGAUUUAGUUGACUUUGUAUUCGGUUUUGAAUACCGACACAUUUGCACGGGUGAUGAGGCAUGCCGUUUAAACCGGUACACACUAUGUCAUGCAUGUUUAAUUUACAGUUUUACUCAGCAUUCUCACAUACUCAUUUUUUGCACAGCUUUUUGUACUUUGCAGGAGAAUUUUUUUUUAUGGGGUCACUGUACUGUUAAAAAAAAAAGGAUAAAAUCCAAUGGAAACAA
Molecule: messenger RNA, 3219 nt
Organism: Phycodurus eques (leafy seadragon)
Lineage: Eukaryota; Metazoa; Chordata; Actinopteri; Syngnathiformes; Syngnathidae
Gene: slc66a1
Product: solute carrier family 66 member 1
Exons: 8
Coding region: 1634-2560 (308 amino acids)
Source: RefSeq, a predicted model, not a curated record